Molecule: messenger RNA, 4209 nt
Organism: Mustela lutreola (European mink)
Lineage: Eukaryota; Metazoa; Chordata; Mammalia; Carnivora; Mustelidae
Gene: MTRR
Product: 5-methyltetrahydrofolate-homocysteine methyltransferase reductase
Exons: 17
Coding region: 411-2516 (701 amino acids)
Biological process (GO): homocysteine metabolic process
Cellular component (GO): cytosol
Molecular function (GO): [methionine synthase] reductase (NADPH) activity; FMN binding; flavin adenine dinucleotide binding
Source: RefSeq, a predicted model, not a curated record
AGCGCGCCGCGCGGGAGCCGCCUCGCGUUCCUACUCUUGCCCCGGGCGCUUCGGGCUGGGCAGGUCCGGUGAGAGCGCUGGCUGCAGUUCCCGGGCUGUCGGUCCGCCCAGCUGGAGCCCGCGGGGAGGCCUUGCCGCUGAGCCCAAAAUGUGUGUCGCUUCGUUGAUUCGGGUGACUCUCUGACCGCCUGCUCGGAGCCAGCCGGCGUGCCGUUCCGAAACACAUCUUCAGCUUGAGUGGAUUGGAAAUAUUUCCUCUCUCUCCGUGCGUGUAUACGUGUGCACUCGCGUGUGUCCGUGUCUGAUACUGAAGCAGAGCGGAGUACGUAGCUUCGUGCACGUCACUGCUGUGAUUAGCUUAUUUGGCAUUCGGAACAGUGUGUUGAAGCUGUAGCACAUGCCGUGAGGCGAUGAGGAGGUUUUUGUUACUCUAUGCUACACAGAAAGGACAAGCGAAGGCCAUAGCGGAAGAAAUAUGUGAAAAAGCAUUCGCACAUGGAUUUUCCGCAGAUCUUCACUGUAUUAGUGAGUCAGAUAAGUAUGAUCUGAAAACUGAAACAGCGCCUCUCGUGGUGGUGGUUUCCACCACGGGCACUGGAGACCCGCCCGACACCGCGCGCAAGUUCCUGAAAGCAAUACAGGACAAGGCCCUGCCGGGAGACUUCCUUGCUCACCUGCGCUACGGAUUACUGGGGCUGGGUGAUUCGGAGUACACGUACUUCUGCAACGGCGGGAAGAUCAUUGACAAGCGACUUCAGGAGCUGGGUGCCAGACAUUUCUAUGACACGGGCCAUGCGGAUGACUGUGUGGGUUUAGAACUUGUGGUGGAGCCAUGGGUUGAUGGACUCUGGGCUGCCCUCACGAAGCACUUCACGUCCAGUCGAGGAAAAGCAGAGAGAAUCGGCGCUCUCAGGGUGGCAUUGGAUGCUUCCCAAAGGAUGGAUCCUCUGAAACCAGAAUUACUACACAUUGAAUCACAAGUUGAACUUCUGAGAUUAGGUGAUCCGCGGAGAAGGGAUUCUGAGGCGCGGGGACAGAAUGCAGUGGACGGAGGUCGGUCAGGUGCCCCAGUGGUGGAGUCGGAGUCCAAGUCCUCCUCGCUCACCCGCUCAGAACCGCUGCUCUCACAGGCGGCCCUGAGCAUCCCUGCCGCGCCGCCCGAGUACCUGCACGUGCGCCUGCAGGAGUGUCCGGGCCAGGAGGAAAGCCAAGCAUCUGUGACUUCAGUGGAUCCAAUUUUUCAAGUUCCAAUUUCAAAGGCAGUUCAACUGACUACAAAUGAUGCCGUAAAAACCACUCUUCUGGUGGAAUUGGACAUUUCGAAAACAGAUUUUUCCUAUCAGCCUGGAGAUGCCUUCAAUGUGAUCUGUCCCAACAGUGAUUCUGAGGUACAAAACCUUCUCCAAAGACUGCAGCUCACGGACAGAAGAGAACACUGUGUCCACUUGAAAAUUAAGGAAGACACAAAAAAGAAAGGAGCAGCCUUACCCCCGCACAUACCUGACGGACGUUCUCUCCAGUUCAUUCUGACUUGGUGCCUUGAAAUACGAGCAGUUCCUAAAAAGGCGUUGCUACGAGCCCUCGUGGACCACACCAGCGACGGGCAGGAGAAGCGAAGGCUGCAGGAGCUGUGCAGCCGGGAGGGCGCGGCCGAUUACAACCGUUUCGUGCGGGACGAGCGCGCCGGCCUGCUGGACCUCCUCCUCGCUUUCCCGUCCUGCCGGCCGCCGCUCCGUCUCCUGCUCGAACACCUUCCUAAGCUCCAGCCCAGACCAUAUUCAUGCGCGAGCUCAAACCUGUCGCACCCAGGGAAGCUUCGUUUCAUUUUCAACAUUGUGGAGUUUCUGUCUCACACCACAAAGGAGGUUCUGCGGAAGGGCGUGUGCACAGGCUGGCUGGCCGCGGUGGUCGCACCCGUUCUUCGUCCAGACAUGCGAGUGUCCCGUGCUGAAGGCGGGAAAGCCCCGGCUCCAGAGAUAUCCAUCUCUCCUCGAACAACCAAUUUUUUCCACUUACCGAGUGACUCCUCUGCCCCCGUCAUAAUGGUGGGUCCGGGAACUGGCAUAGCGCCCUUCAUUGGUUUCCUGCAACACAGAGAGAAACUCCAAGAACAACAUCCAGAUGGGCACUUUGGAGCAAUGUGGUUGUUUUUUGGCUGCCGACACAAAGAUAGGGAUUAUUUAUUCAGGGAAGAGCUCAGACGUUUCCACCAGCGUGGAGUCCUAACUCACUUGAAGGUUUCCUUCUCAAGAGAUGCUCCUGUUGGGGAGGAGGAAGCCCCGGUGAAGUACGUGCAGGACAACAUCCGGCUUCACAGCGAGCAGGUGGCGAGGCUCCUUCUUCAUGAGCGCGGCUGCAUUUACGUGUGUGGAGAUGCUAAGAAUAUGGCCAAAGACGUCAGUGACACCCUUGUGGAGAUAAUCAGCAAACAGGCUGGAGUUGAAAAGCUAGAAGCACUGAAAAUGUUGGCUACUUUGAAAGAAGAAAAACGGUAUCUUCAGGACAUUUGGUCAUAAAAUCAAAAAAUAAAGGAAGAGUACGAUGCUUUUUUUGGCUGAACGUAAAAGAAAAAAAGUAAAAGACUGGCUGAAACAGACUUAACAUUUUUAAAAUUAAAAAUGAAAAUUUUUGGAGGAGGUAGAGUGGAGCAGCCACCUUCCCGUGGCAGCAGCCUCCCGUUCGGGUUUUCCUGCAGCGCUGGCUUCAGCCUGGAGGCCGCCUGAGCUGAGGGGUGGCCACCGUGUCCUAGAGAACAUCACAGGUGCUGCCUCCGGGUCACAGGAGAGCGUCUGUCUGCGUGUGAUGAGGCUUCCUGGUGUGGAUAUGGGCACGCGUGCCCAUCGCAUAGAUGGUUACAGCCUCUCAACUUCUGUUGCCAGUUUUUAAAAUAAGGACAAAAUAAUUUAUUUUUUAAUGAACUCUCCCAUAAAGAAUGCCUAUUAAUGUAUUGAAAUGAACUCGGUACAGCGUAUCUGAUUACUUGUUCACCUGGACAGCGCCGGACGUGCGAGGGACAACGGUGUAAAGCCGUACUCGGUCAGCAGAGACCGCCCGCGUUCGAGCUCCAGUUCGAGUCCUGGGCUGCUGGCGACUGAUCACCUCCGCUCUCCUGGCGCUGGGCAGUGGCGCCGGUCUCCAGGGCCAGCAGCCGUCGGCGCCCACGCAACCGUUCUGUCCCGUCCUGCGGCGUUCAGUCAGUAACAUGGGAUCCUUCCCCUUACGUGACUGCGGGCUCCGUAAGGCUCUGAGCACGUGUGAGGAAGGACAGGCCCAGCUGUAGUGUUCGGUGCCUUAAGUGCCUUUUGACCUAACGAGAUUUUCAACUUACCAUGGAUUUAUUGGGAUGUAACUUCACUAUAAGUUAAGGAAGAUCUGUAUAACCUUAUCAAAUGGUUAUUUAUUACCAAAGCUAUAUUUCUGAUAAAAUAUUAAGGUAACGCUUAGAGAUAUUUUUAAAAUGACUUUAGAAAUGUGAAAUAUGAUUUUUAUCACAAUUGAUAAUAUCACAGUUUUAGAAUUUAGGAAAUUUGUACCCUGUGUAUAGGUGCAAGGCAGUACAUAUUUUAGUAAAACUACAAUCCCUCCUACUCUUCCUCUGUGCUCUUUUUGGUAUAUUUUUUUAGUUUUUCUACAUUAAUCCCAUGAUAUAAAAUUGUAUCCUGGGCUUAAAAUGCCUGCUUAAAUUAGUAUCUUUGCAUUUUUAAAAGUUCUACCAUUCUGAAUAUUUAUGUCCCUCCAAAUUCCUACGUUCCAGUCCUAACCUCCAUUACGAUGACCUCAAGAGGUGGGGCCCCUGGGAGGUGCUAAGGUCAUGAGCGGGGAGCCCUCCGGCCUGGGAUCAGGGCCCUGAUGGGAGGCCCCCCAGCGCUCGGGCUCCUUCUGCCCACCCCACCCACAGCCCACUCCUGGACUUCCAGCCUCCAGGACAGAGAGAAAGAAAUCUUUAUUUAUGAGCCGCCACUGGCUGGUGUUUUAUUACAAGCCGCCCAAAUGGACUAUGACAAUUCCUAGUGACAGAUUCUCUUAAAAUUUGUCAGAACAGAAGACAGUGUAAAAGGGUAUGAUUAAUUUUUCUAGGCUCUGGUGUAUAUUGGUUUUUUAUUCAAUAGAUUGGCAUUUCAAAAACAUCUACCUGUCAAAGGUUUCUGGUCAUUUUGAAAAAAUAACAGUGUUAAGAUUUGAUAAAGCUUUAUGGCUGUUUAAUGUCUA